AGUUACCAACGAAAAGAACACAAAAGAGUUAAAGUGUCUCUCUGCUUUUUUCGUUCUCCCCGCAAAAGUCGAAACCUCGUGUUCCACCGCCAAAUCUGAUUAAGCUGUUAUAUUUCUGUUUGUCUUCUCAAUAUUUCAGUGUUUUUUCGUUGUGACUGGUGAGAAAUGAUGAAGAGAGGGACGCUAGAAGAAGUUGGAAUCAUCGGAGGGUUGGUCUUAGCUCAGGUGAUCUACGCCGGAAACUCGGUGUUACUGAGUAAGUUGAUGUCUCUUGGAGUCGACCCGCUUCUUAUCGUUAUCUUCUGCACCUUGGCAUCGUUUGGUCUCAUCAGCCCUCUUGCUUUUCUCCUUGAAAGGAAACUGUGGCCUACAAGUCUAAGUUUCAAGUUGAAGACAAAACUGGUUUACGUUUCUAUUGUCGGAGUGACUCUGUUCCAGUGGUUAUUCUUAGAAGGAAUGAAACACACCUCUGCAUCAAUGGCUACAGCUAUGCCUAAUCUCGCUCCUGCUUUCAUUUUCGUCAUUGCUUGGGCUGCUGGGAUGGAGAAAGUGAAGCUAAGUUGUGUGUACAGUAGAGUUAAGAUGGGAGGCACGGUGUUGUGUGUGAUGGGAGCUUUCAUUAUGAGCUUAAUGCACAGUACUACAGCCACAUCGAGCUCGGUCAAAGCGUUGCCUAUUGUCCCUGACGAUGUCGUUUUGGACAAGGAGAAGAUAUUAGGUUGCAUCUGUCUCCUCCUUUCCAUAUGCUGCUUGUCGUCAAGUAUUGUCCUCCAGGCAUCCAUACUAGUGGAGUUUCCAGCGAUAUCUAUGUUUUCAAUUGUUACUUUGAUGGGUGGGAUCUCCACGGUAGCUUUGCAGUAUGUUCUUAAGGGGAGUAUGGAAAUGGGAAGUGCAUCAGUAAUCGGUCUUGGCCACCUUGUGGGAUUUGCAGUGCUGGGAGGGUUGGUGAAUGGAGGAGGAACAUGUUUUAGUGCAUGGGUGAUUAAAAGGAAAGGACCGGUGAUUGUGUCUCUCUUUAGUCCAAUUGCUACUGUGGUAUGUGUUCUUGUCUCUGCUUUCACCAUGAAAGAGAGUUUCAACCUCGGAAGCUUUGCGGGAAUGGGGUUGAUGUUCGGAGGACUCUACUUCGUUUUGUGGGCUAAAGGGAAAGAAGAUUGUGGAGAAGGAGAUGAGGACAAAGAAGAAGAAGAAGAAGAAAGUGUGCUUAGAACAGAGUUUGAUCUUGAGAAGCCUCUCUUGCGUUAAAGUCUUGUUUUCUUAAUGCUCAUGUUAUUUUAGUGUAGUGUUAAAGAAGUAUAUGUGUGUGUGAAACCAACAUUAGAUCACCAAGAAAAGAUCCCAUGCAGGUUUUAGGAUUUCCUAUCGAAUAUAUUUGGUA
This is a messenger RNA of Brassica oleracea var. oleracea, 1378 nucleotides long. RefSeq names its product WAT1-related protein At4g16620. Gene Ontology annotation, molecular function: transmembrane transporter activity. The record is from RefSeq and is a predicted model, not a curated record. The coding region runs from base 166 to 1245 and encodes 359 amino acids. Gene Ontology annotation, cellular component: plasma membrane. Lineage: Eukaryota; Viridiplantae; Streptophyta; Magnoliopsida; Brassicales; Brassicaceae. The transcript has 7 exons.